AUGCUUCUCCGGCCUCCCGUCGUCGCCGCUAUUCUCAUGUUGCACGCGGGCGCGGGCGCGAGCGCCAGCAGCACGACCUGUGCAUCAGACGACGCUCCCCGAGUUCGACGCACCCGCGACGGCCGAAGCUUCGUCUUCGACUGCGAGGCCAACUCGUGGCGGCUCCAGGAGCCUGCUGCUGAGCAGGUGCAAACCGAAGCCUCCUUGGCCCUCCCCUGGUCGCAGUUCAACGUCAGCUUCGAUGGUUCCUUCCAGAUUGCCGGCAGACCGAUACUGUUGGGUUCUGACCCAGAUCGCCGGCCGCAGACGACACAGGAGCAUGCCGAUACCGGCACGAGCAUCUGGGAUGGAGCGGUGGCGCUCAGCAAGUUCCUCGAGAAACAGCCGGAGCUCGUGCGUGGACGCCAGGUCUUAGAGCUUGGUGCCGGGCGAGGCCUCGCGGGCCUUGCGGCUGCAGCCUUGGGCGCUGAGGCUGUGCACCUGACGGACCUGGCGUACUGCUUGGAGGCACUUGAGACAGCUGCCCAGCUGACUGCUGCCGCGGCUCAAGACCGUGGCAUCGUCGAGGUGGCAGAGCUGGAUUGGGCCAGGGCGGCUGAGUUCUUCGCUGGAAGGCCAGGCAUGCAGCUGGACGUCGUUCUGGCGGCUGACGUGGUGUGGCUCAUCGAUCUCGUGGAGCCCCUGGCGGAAGCGAUGGCUGCGGUUGCGCUGCGAUUCCCGACGGUGGACUUCCUGGUCGUUCAUCAGACCCGUUCCGCGAAUGUUGAACGUGCUUUCCUGGAGGUCGAGGGCAGUGACAGUGAUGGACUUCUUCAGGCCCAGGAGAGACACGCGAAGAUGAUGGCCGUAACCGAUGUUUUCAGCAAGAUCAAGGAACGGGUAAGGGACGCGGGCAAGCCCCGCUCCCUGGUGGUUGCGGGUCAGCCCCGCACCACACGUGACCGCGGGAAGUCCCGCGUCACAGGUCGUACUCCGAGGCGGGUGGUUCUAACUUAUAGCCUGGAGGAGGCUCAGGAGCGAGACCGGAUCCUCGGGACGACCGCGGCCAAAAGCCAACCAAGGAAGCCCAGGCAGACAGAGGCUGGGUACGAGAAGAUCAAGUGGAAGAAGGAGAGGCGACGAAGGAAGGAAAGGAGCCGCCUCGACCUUCGAUCGGUUCCUCGGGAGGCUCAGGCAAAUCGGGUCAUGAGGUCGGUAGCACCGACACGAAGCAAGCAGGCUUCGGGGCGCAAGAGGGACUUAGAGGAGUUCCUGACCGAGCAAUCCGCUCGCUUUGCGCAACAGAGGUUCCGAGAGAGAGUGGAGACCCAGGAGGCGAUCAGGACCAGGCGUCGCAAGGCCGCCCCGGCUGUGCGCAACUACGACGAGGACGAGGAGAGCAGUGAGAGCUCGGAUGGAGAUGGAAGCGGGGUUCCGCUGGAGCAACAGCUCCAGCAGCAGUUGCAGCAAACUAACCUGAUGCUGCAGCAAAUGAACAACAGGCUGGUGACUCAGGAGGCCCAGCUGUUGCAGCUGCAAGCGUCAGGAUUGGCAGCCCGGGGAAGGCAGAGCACCUUCGAUACCGACAUGCCGGGCCCAAGCCAUCCACCGGCCCCAAGGGCCGGCCUGGUAGACACCAGGCAACUCGGGAAGCCCGAGGUUUUCAAAGGGUCCACGGAGGAAAGCUUCAGUGACUGGUCGUUCAUCUUUAAUUCUUACCUUAGCUGCAUCGACUCAAGGUACAUCGACCUGCUGGAGCAAGCGAAGUUUUCCAAGAAGAGCUUCCCAAACAGGGCUCUUUCGGAUGUGGACCGGGACCUUUCUUGCCAACUCUACUAUAUCUUGGUGAUGCUCCUGCGCGGUAGGCCGCUUGACAUCACUUACAACACGGGCCUCGGAGAAGGUCUUGAAUCCUACCGGCGCAUCUUUGAGGAGUUCCACCCGAGGGUUGCGUCACGCUAUGUGGGCACUCUCACAACGUUGCUUUCAAGCAAGUUUGGUGAUGAUGUUGAGGGGGACUUAGCGGCCUUCGAAAAGAGCGUCCGGAGGUAUGAACAGGAGAGCGGCAAAACACUGGAUGAGGAGAUGCUUUUGGGCAUUGUGGUGAAUGGGCUAAAGGACAGCAGCCUGCAAAGCCACAUCAUCCGGAACUCAAGCCGGCUCAAAUCCUUUACGGAUGUGAAGGCGGAACUUUUGGAGAUUUCGAGGACCAACCGCGUCCUGCAGAAUCUCCCGCAGCCAAUGGACCUUGGAGCUGCACCGUGGAAAAAGGGCAAAGAGAAGGGCAAGGGCAAAGACAAAGGCAAAGGCAAAGGCGACAAAGGGGGUAAAGGCCAAGGCUCAGACAAGCAAAAGCCCCAAGGCGCAAACCCCAACAAGGACCGUGAGUGUUGGUACUGCCAUAAGAAAGGGCAUGUAGAAGCCGAGUGUCGCAAGAAACAAGCCGAUGCCAAAGCCAAGCCCAAAGCUAAAGCAAAAGGUGGCGGGAAGAACCGCACACCUCAUGCGGCUAGCCCCGCUGAGGGCGAGGAGGAACCAGAGCCCAUGUCUGCAUCGCCUCAGGAGCCGGACCUUUGCUUUGGUGUGGUGGCGGCAACGCCCAGCACCGAGGCCAGUGAGACCGAGGUUCUUGUAGAUACGGGGGCAGGGUCUCACCUGUUUCGGAAAGGGUUUGACUCCGGUGCUUUGUUGGGUUCUCGUGUUUCGGGGCCUGGAAUGGUUACCGUUACGGGUGAGCCCUUGGCUAGCGACCAGAGGCUUAGGAGCCAGCUCGAAACCAGUGCUGGGACCUUUUCGGUAGAGUACGCCGAGUCUGAAAAGGUUAGGUUUUCGGUGCUUUCUGCUGGCCAAGCGGCCACGAAAGGCACCUGGACGGUGAUUGGCCCCGGUGUGCAGUGUAUGGUUCUAGAUAAGCAUGCGUGUAAGCUUAGGAAAGCCCUAGGAGAGACCAAAGACACGAUGCAACUCAGAAAGAAGAGAGGGGUAUUUUGGCUCCCAGUGAACGUGGUGAAAGAAAGUGAAAGGGUUGAAGACCCAGACGUGUUAGCAGCUACGAGGGCUGCUAAGAAGACGGUGCCAGCAAAGGCGCUGGCAGGUGAAGGCGAGGAGCCUGGUGAAGCGGGUGACUCCGCUCAGCCGGGUCAAAGCUCAAGUGCGGGCGGCCCCGCCGAUGCGGGGAGUUCCGCUGCGAAACCUGGUGCGGGUAACUCCGCCGGUGCAGGGUGUUCUACUGACGGCCCUGGCGCGGGUGGCCCCGCCCAGAGGCUUCCGGAGAUUGGCGACGUGCCAAUGGAAGUGUCUGAGGCCACGCGGCGGCCGAAGACAAAGAAGAUCCCGGACACGGUUAGCAAAGCCGAGUUUGACGAGCAUAUGCUUACGCAUCUGCCCAUGCGAAGCUGGUGCGAUCACUGCAUGCACGGCAAGGUGCGUGAGGAUGCACACUCAGCUCGAGAGCCCAGCGGUCGCGCGUCGGAGGUGGCGCGCAUCUCCCUGGACUACUGUUUUCUGGGACGGGCCUUGAAGGGCCCAGUGAACUCCGUGGAGGAGGUCAAGGUGCCUCAGGAUGAGAAGGAUGGUCUCCUUCCCAUUCUGGUGAUCGUGGACGAAAAGUCCGGUUGUGUUUUCUCUGGUGUGGUGGCUAAGGGCGUUAACCCGUAUGCCACUGGAUUGGUGACUGAAGCGCUCAAGUUCUGCGGGCGCCAAAAGGUCAUCAUGAUGAGCGAUGCUGAGCAUAGCAUCCGGGCACUUGCUGAAAGUGCCGCCAAGUCCUGGACUGGCAGCGUGCAGCACCAGACUGCACCGAAAGGUUCUCACGCAUCUAACGGCGCGGCCGAGCGAGCCAUUUUGGAGCUGGCGCGUCAGGUGCGAACUCUUGCGAGCGCGCUGGAGAAUCGCUACAAGAAGCCCCUGGAGACUGAGGGGGUUGUCUUUCCGUGGUUGGUGCGGCACGCAGGGUGGCUCAUCUCCCGUUUCUUGGUGAAGCAGGACGGGAGAACACCUUACGAAAGGCUUCGAGGCCGGGACUUCCGCGGCGAAGUUGCUGAGUGCUGCGAGGUCGUGCACUACAAGCUUGACAAAGAGAAGACUGGCAAGCUGGACAAGCAAACGUCAGUUGGAGUUUGGCUAGGCAAGUCUCUUGCCUCCGACGAGCACUUCCUGGGCACUGCUCAGGGGAUCCGUCGGUGCAGAAGCAUCUGGCGAAGGCCAGAAGAGAAGAGGUGGGAGCUGAAACACCUCGAGGGGAUGGUUGGGCUUCCCUGGCAACCGCGCGGAGAGCCAACUACCGUGCCUUCAGACAACAAGGCCCCAGCGACUCCAGGUCGCAGGCAGCCCUCGGUGUAUAUCACCUUGGAGCGUCAGAUCAAGCACGGCAAGACACCUGGAUGUCCUGGCUGUGAGUGUGAUGACGACAACCCAAAGCGGCACAACGACGAGUGCCGUAAGAGGUUCGAGAAGUUGUACCCGAGGCAACCGGUGCCAGGAACGCCUGGUACACCAGUCCCUGGGACACCUGCGGGACCCAUGGAGACUGAAGGAGGUCAGGCCGAGAUGCCCCAGGGCACCGGCCAAGACUUGGAGUCGGGAAGCACCGAGCCAAGUCAACCUUCAAGGCCAAGGGCCAUGGAGGGGACCUCUGAGGCUAAGUCAGGCCAGAAGCGAGAAGUUGAGGAUGCGGGUGUCCCCGCUCCUUCAAGUGACAGCGGGCAGCGCCGCGUUACUGGAAAGAGCUCACAAGGAGCGAAGAAGCAGAAGACGCCAGAAGCAAGAGGUGAAAAGCGUCCUCUUGAGGACCAGGAGUUGAUGGGGGGACUGCCCACGCUCCACGAGAAAGGCGAGUGGGAGCCUUUGUUUGCUUACCCUCUGGACGGCAGAGUGGAGGAGCUUGGUGCCUACGACGAACGAACAGGCUAG
Messenger RNA from Symbiodinium sp. CCMP2592, 4890 nucleotides. Lineage: Eukaryota; Dinophyceae; Suessiales; Symbiodiniaceae. The record is from the annotation of a GenBank genome assembly.